This is a messenger RNA of Drosophila grimshawi, 4070 nucleotides long. It is a transcript of the gene IntS2, whose product is annotated as integrator complex subunit 2. Lineage: Eukaryota; Metazoa; Arthropoda; Insecta; Diptera; Drosophilidae. Gene Ontology annotation, biological process: snRNA 3'-end processing. Bases 199 to 3732 code for a protein of 1177 amino acids. Gene Ontology annotation, cellular component: integrator complex. The record is from RefSeq and is a predicted model, not a curated record. The transcript has 3 exons.
UGGGAUGCAGCCACUUAAGAACUGAGUGGUGAUUUCUGUAUUGAACUCAACACUGAUACGGACGCGAAUGCGGGUGCGGAUGCGUAUUCGACGGAUAACAAGCGGCAGACACAGAUACGUGACAGUUGCGAAAAUUUGGCAACAGGUACCACUGCAAGCCGGUGGCAGCCGUCGAUCACGAACACAAACAUAUCAGCAAUGCCUGCCGCCCCGAACGAAAAGGAGGAAAAGGAUAAGGAGAAGGAGAAGGGCAAACAGCUGUACGAUGUCUCCGAGCGAGUGUUUGCCGCCAUGCAGAAUCUGGACAUAACACUGCUGGCCAGCUAUCCGGAGCUAGAGAUACGGCCGGUGUUGCCAUCGCUGGUGCGGAUGAGCCUGCUCUCGCCACUGGACAACACAACGUCAUCGAUGGAGUCACGCAAGGAGAUCCUCGCUGUCCUCAUUGGCAUCGAGGUGGUGAACAGCAUUGUUUCCUAUUUGCAGGUCAAUUACCAUGAACUCGAGAACGAUCUGAAGAAGGAGCUGCUGGUGCGUCAGAAAUCGUCCAGUGCCAACAAUGGUAAUGGCAACAAUGGGAACAACGGCUUCGCCGGCGAAACGCAACCACAGCCGGAGUACGGAUUGCAGUCGGGCAUUGCUCUCGGAUUCGAGCGGGCGGAUGUGGCGCGCAAGGUGCGUGUUGUUCUCUCCGAGAUAUUUAGCUUGCAACAACAGGUAUCCGGUUCGGCGACGCCCAGUUCUGGCUCUGGUUCGGGUUCCGGUUCUGGGUCGGAUUCUGGUUCGGGUUCGGGUACCGCCUCCGAACCGAAGCCAUCAUCUUAUGCUGCAUCAUCGACUGGCAAACCGGGCUACCUGGAGAUACUCGACGAUGGCAUCUAUCUGGAGGAGGUCGUCGACAUCCUGUGCAUUGCCCUCGCCGAGCUGCCAUCGCUGCUCAACAUCCUGGAGCUAGUCGACGCCCUCGUCACUGUGCCGAACGGUUAUCGGAUCAUUUGUGCACUGGUCGCCAAUUUUCCGGAUUGUUAUCGUGAUGUUGUCUCGCACGUGAUAGCCAACUAUUGUGAUGACAAGGGUCGCAAGCAGCGACUCCUGCUCCUGAUGGCCCUAAGCGAGAUGAAUCCAUCGCAGGCGUUGGUCAAUCGCUCCAUGUGCGUCGAAAUGAUGAAAGUGCCUUCGUUUAUGCUUAAGCUAGCGCUCAAGCAUACCGAUGACCUGGUUGCCUUCCUCACUGGCCUGCUGCUGGGAAACGAUCAGAAUCUUCGCUCAUGGUUUGCACUCUACAUCCGCUCCAGCCAGAAACGCAAGGGCGACGCACUAAAUCUGGUGCGUGUCGAGCUGCUGCAAAAGAUCGUAAAGAUCACCGCGAAGGCAUCCGAACUGAAGGACUUCAAUCUGCAGGGUGCUGUACUUUUGCGCCUGUAUUGCGCCCUUCGCGGCAUUGGUGGCCUCAAGUUUAAUGACGACGAGAUCAAUGCACUCUCGCAACUGGUCACCAGUUGCCCCAAGGCAACGCCAUCCGGGGUUCGUUUUGUGACGCUGGCACUGUGCAUGCUUAUCGCGUGUCCAUCGCUGGUGUCCACCAUUCCGCUGGAGAACAAGGCUGUCGAAUGGCUGCAGUGGCUCAUACGCGAGGAUGCUUUCUUCUGUAAACGUUCCGGGACGAGCAGUUCCCUCGGCGAGAUGCUCCUCCUGCUGGCCAUCCAUUUUCACAGCAAUCAGAUAACGGCCAUCAGUGAAAUGGUCUGCUCCACGCUGGCCAUGAAGAUACCCAUCCGGCCGAAUAGCACCAAUCGCAUUAAGCAACUGUUCACACAGGAUCUGUUCACCGAACAGGUGGUGGCAUUGCAUGCGGUUCGGGUGCCUGUCACACCCAAUCUGAAUGGCACCAUACCCGGCUAUCUGCCGGUGCACUGCAUCCAUCAGUUGCUCAAAUCGCGCACAUUUCUCAAACACAAAGUGCCGAUUAAAUCGUGGAUCUUUAAACAGAUCUGUAGCUCGGUGCGACCGGUGCAUCCGGUGAUGCCGGCCCUGGUUGAGGUAUAUGUCAAUACACUGAUCAUACCGAAUCCCACCGGCAAGGUGAGCAUCGAUCAUAUGCAUCGACCCUUCACCGAAUUGGAAAUUUUGCACGUAUUUCGUACCUCGCCGCUAACAAUUUUUGCGGAGGAGCUGCAACCGUUGGCGGCCAGCGAUGAGCUUGCCCAGGUGGAGGUUAGCUGCCCGUUAACAUCGCAACUGCUGAUGAUAUACUAUCUGAUGCUGUACGAGGAUACGCGUCUGAUGAAUCUCAGCGCACUCGGUGGCCGCAAACAAAAGGAGUACUCCAACAAUUUAAUGGGCGGCCUCCCGCUCAAAUAUCUCUUGCAGAAGGCACAUCAGUAUCACAGCGAUUAUCUGUCACUGUUCCAUCCGCUGUUGCGUCUCAUCAUCUCCAACUAUCCGCAUCUUAGUAUGGUCGACGAUUGGCUCGAGGUCGAGGAGCACUAUUUGCUUGCCAGCAGCAACAACAGCAGCAGCAGCAGCCUCGAACCAGGUCGUUACGACCUAAAGCCGGAACUGCUCAGUGGGGCACUGGAGACCAUCGAAACGAAGCCACAGCUGGCGAUACAAGUAUUUAAGCGUCUGUUGCAGCUGCCACCCGAGUCUUUGGCACAAUAUGCCCAUCAGUUGGUGCAGCAUCUGCCGGUUGUCUUUGUGCGGGAUGUGCCGCGCUAUGUCAAGGAUCUGUAUCAUGAUCUCUGGCUGCGCCUCAACGCCGUUCUGCCCACCACCUUCUGGAUUAUGUCGUUGCGUGCGAUCAGCAACAAUGCGGACACUCUAACGCGACGCACCUUCGCCAAUGAGAGCCUGCUGGAGCCGAUGGAUGUGCUCGGUUGCCCACGACACGUGUUCUGCUCGCCAUAUAUGCUGGUUAUCCUGUUGCGCAUAUUGAAGGGCAGUCUGGCUGCCUCAAAGACAUACCUCAAUGUCCACAUGCAACAGAAACAGGUGCUCGACAAGAAUGGAUUAGUGCAAACGGAUGCGGAUCGGGAGGAGCUGAAGACGACACUGAUUGCAUCGCAGGAGAGCGCAGCUGUGCACAUUCUGCUCGAGGUUCUCGAGUAUAUGGAUAGCAAGGCGGUGACGCGAGUUUCGCAACUGGAGCUGCGCGAAAUACAGGGCAUCAUUGGGACGUAUGUGCAUCAGGCGUUCAUAUCGGAGCCAUCGCUGGCCAAACUGGUCCACUUCCAGACGUAUCCCAAAUCGGUGAUACCAAUGAUUGUAGCCAGUGUGCCGUCGAUGCAUAUCUGCAUUGAUUUCGUUCAUGAGUUUCUCAAUGUAACCGAAAUGAAUAAGCAACUGUUUACCAUUGAGCUGACAUCGCAUCUUGUGCUCAACUAUUCGAUACCAAAGAGUUUGGGCAUCUCCAAGUUCUGCCUGAAUGUCAUCCAGACGACACUGUCGCUGCUCACCUCGUCGGCCAAGUGUAAAUACCUGAAGAAUGUGUUGCCAGCCAUGGUGCGUUUUGUCGAAACGUUUCCCAUUCUCGCCGACGAUUGCAUCAACAUUCUGAUGAACACCGGACGCAGUCUUCACUCGCAAUCCUCGCUGGGCGUCACCACAAUGCAAAUGCCACUCACCGAGAGUGAAAAGCUGUGCUCCUAUCGCGAUGCCCAGCUCCACAUCACGAUGAUCGAGGACGCGUUCAAAGCGCUAGUCGAGGCGGUCAUGCAAAAGGCGGAACUCUACUAAGCCAGGGCACAGACCUAUGUCCAAAAGACUUUAUUCAACAAUUUAAUUAUACAUAUACCUAUAUAUAUAUAUAUAUAUAUAUAUUCGUUAAGCUAAACUCUAAAAAGCAAAACAGUUGCCCAACAACGAGGAUUAAGUCAGAAAACCACUAAAUGUAAAAAUAGGGAUUAUGUGAGCGUUAAUCAUGAAAUCAUAUGCUAGGCAAAAUCGAGAACUAUGUCAGGAAGCACUUCUUAUUAUUAUUAUAUAUAUAUAUAGUUUAAGUCAAAAAUGAUGUUUAAAUUACCUUUGUACCUUUUCCCACUUCGAUCAGUCAGUAAAGCAACUUUUUCAACAAA